Molecule: messenger RNA, 1919 nt
Organism: Glycine soja
Lineage: Eukaryota; Viridiplantae; Streptophyta; Magnoliopsida; Fabales; Fabaceae
Product: protein NRT1/ PTR FAMILY 4.3-like
Exons: 4
Coding region: 63-1766 (567 amino acids)
Biological process (GO): transmembrane transport
Cellular component (GO): membrane
Molecular function (GO): transmembrane transporter activity
Source: RefSeq, a predicted model, not a curated record
UAUUGGUCUCAGGCACACUAUAAAAUAGCAGCUCAGGAGUGAGUGAGACCUGAAUUUCACUGAUGGAGACAGACAAAGGUGAAGCUCAGGCUCAGGAUUGGAGAGGCAGACCCUCCAACCCUGCCAAACACGGUGGAAUGAUUCCCGCUGCUUUUGUUCUUGGGUUGCAAGCUUUUGAGAUAAUGGCAAUAGCCGCAGUGGGGAACAAUCUGAUAACCUACGUGACGAGUGAGAUGCACUUCCCUUUGUCCAAGGCUGCCAACCUAGUCACUAACUUUGUUGGGACCAUCUUUCUCCUCGCCCUCCUCGGCGGCUAUCUUUCCGACUCUUACCUCGGCAGCUUCUGGACCAUGCUCAUCUUUGGUUUCGUUGAACUUUCCGGUUUCAUAUUGCUUUCUGUCCAAGCUCAUGUUCCUCAGUUGAAGCCACCCCCAUGCAAUAUCAACGAUUUAGGAGAACAGUGCUCAGAAGCAAAGGGCAUGAAGGCCAUGAUAUUCUUCGUAGCCCUGUACUUGGUGGCAUUAGGUAGUGGUUGUGUCAAGCCAAACAUGGUUGCUUACGGAGGCGACCAAUUCGACCAAGACAACCCCAAGCAAUUAAAGAAGCUCUCUACCUACUUCAACGCUGCAUAUUUUGCAUUCUCUUUGGGAGAACUUGUGAGCCUGACCAUUCUUGUUUGGGUACAAACUCAUUCCGGAAUGGAUGUGGGCUUCGGGGUAUCCGCGGCUGUAAUGGCAAUGGGAUUGAUAAGCUUGAUAUGUGGCACUCUAUAUUACAGGAACAAGCCCCCACAAGGCAGUAUUUUAACUCCCAUUGCUCAAGUUCUUGUGGCUGCAAUUUUCAAAAGAAACCUGCUUCUUCCAUCUAACCCUCAAAUGCUUCAUGGAACCCAAAACAAUCUUAUUCAUACUGAUAAAUUCAGGUUCUUGGACAAGGCUUGUAUCAGAGUGGAACAAGAGGGAAAUCAGGAAAGCGCGUGGAGAUUAUGCAGUGUUGCGCAAGUUGAGCAAGUGAAGAUAUUGCUAUCGGUCAUUCCGAUAUUCUCGUGCACCAUCGUUUUCAACACCAUCUUAGCACAACUGCAGACAUUCUCAGUCCAACAAGGGAGAGCAAUGGAUACCCAUCUCACCAAAUCCUUUAAUAUCCCUCCUGCGUCGCUUCAGUCGAUUCCUUACAUUUUGCUCAUCGUUUUAGUCCCUCUCUAUGACACCUUCUUUGUCCCCUUUGCCAGAAAGUUCACCGGCCAUGAGUCUGGAAUCCCACCUUUGCGCCGAAUAGGCUUUGGUCUUUUUCUAGCUACCUUUUCCAUGGUUGCAGCUGCUCUGUUGGAGAAAAAGAGAAGGGACGAAGCUGUGAAUCAUGACAAAGUUUUGUCCAUCUUUUGGAUAACCCCACAAUACUUGAUCUUUGGCUUGUCAGAGAUGUUUACAGCCAUUGGCCUUCUUGAGUUCUUCUACAAACAGUCCUUGAAAGGGAUGCAAGCAUUCUUGACAGCCAUCACAUAUUGCUCCUACUCCUUUGGCUUUUACUUGAGCACACUUUUGGUUUCUUUGGUCAAUAAGAUCACUUCAACUUCUUCUUCAGCUGCUGGCUGGCUUCACAACAACAACCUUAACCAGGAUAGGCUUGAUCUUUUCUAUUGGUUACUGGCUGUCUUAAGCUUCCUCAACUUCCUCAACUAUCUCUUUUGGUCCAGACGCUAUUCUCAUGCUCCUUCCGCCCUACCCCCACCUAAUACUAAGGAACAUCAUCACAAUAUUCCAUAGACAUCUAUACUCUUUUCAGAUUAUUAAUUUACAGUUACUGUAAAGAAUUAUAUCAAGAUGUCGUAUCGCCCGGGAUCUAUCGAGUAGCUAGCAUUAUAUAUUGCAGUUAUAAGCUUAAUCUUAAUUAAUUCGCCCGGUACCAUAUGCAUGGAA